AUUGGAAAAUGAACAGAAUAAAGACACUUUUAUUGAUUCGCUGGCCGAGGACUGGGACCUUAACCCGACAACUCGCAGAACUUUUGCGAAAUUCGAAGCACUCGUCGCGGCAAACCCAAUAGUGGAAACGGGCCUGAAGCCGCAUUUUCUUGAACUCGUUAAGAGAGCGAAUCCUGUGUCGACACAGUGCCCGAGGAUGCUGGAGCGUGCCACAUUGAUACGCAACAAUCUCAUCAUGGCUGUGCUGUUUGCAGACGUGAGAGCCGCACGUCUACAGGAUCAGCUAAUGAAGCCAUCGGGCCUGCAGAGUCCCGAGGAGGUCUUGCAGGCAAUUGGCAUUCUGCCGGCGGAGCCGUCCACCAGCAGCACCUCCAUGGCGAAUGACCUGGCGGAUGCUGUGCGCUUCAGGUGCCUCAAAAUGUUGACCAGCGCGCUGAAGGUCGCUUCGCUGCCCGAAGACUGUGCCGCGUGCAAGCCCGAAGAAAUGGCCGCCCAGCUGGAGGCUGCCAUUUACGCGGGCUUCAACAAAACAAACAAAAAGUACAAGAAACGCAUACAAUCUCGUGUGGCCCAGUUGAAGGAUGUGAGGAAUCAGGAAGUGCUCUGCAAGUACAUGAGCGGCGCCAUCUCGGCCAAGCAGCUGGCCAAAAUGACGCCCAAGGAGAUGGCCAGCCACAUGAUGACCAGCAACGAGAAGAACAGCAACCCAGAAGCCGACUAAACGUGUGGAAAUUGCUGAAACUUUACACUGCCACACAAUGAACAGCAAAUACCGCGACACAUUCCAUUAUUACA
Molecule: messenger RNA, 795 nt
Organism: Drosophila subobscura
Lineage: Eukaryota; Metazoa; Arthropoda; Insecta; Diptera; Drosophilidae
Product: transcription elongation factor S-II-like
Exons: 3
Coding region: 197-721 (174 amino acids)
Biological process (GO): DNA-templated transcription
Cellular component (GO): nucleus
Source: RefSeq, a predicted model, not a curated record